CCAAUCCGCGCCCACCGCCCACGGGCAGUUUUGUCAUUUUCCACGCACAGAAGCUCGCUCGCGUUCUCUCUCUCUGGUAUCCCCCACCUCUAUCAAAACCCUAAUCCCCUCUCUCCGUCCAUCUCCUCCUCUCCAUCUUGCUCUGUCCAUUGUUCGCGAUUCUACCUUUUGGGGGAAAGAAUAAGAAAGAGGGAGAAAUGGAAGUUGUUUCUUUGCAAUAUUGAAGCUCUAUUCAUCAUAUCAAAGUGGAAUUAACGGCAUUCAAGGAACUCAAAAGAAAACCUCUUAAUUCAGCUUAGCACAAUGACCUUAUCUUCUCUUUCUACAUGUGUUAUUAAGCCUAUUAUGCCAAGUGGCAUGCUUGUAUCGAAACCAGAAUGCUUCUCCAUGGCCAAAUUCCCUCAGGGAUGCCAGCAAGAGCUUUUACGUUCCUAUUCAAGUAUCAUGUUCAAGCAUCCCAUUCUUCCUAAAUCAUUUUCCAUACCUACUAACUCGGCAUAUCGGAUUCCCUUUCCAUCAAAGGAACGAGAUGGAAAGAUGUUAUUGAGUGACAGUCGAUGCUAUUCAUUGGACAUUGAAAACUCCACUUUGUUUUCGGUCGGAGAAAAGUUUCAACUUGAUGAUGUUAUUGAGGCUCAGCAGUUUGAUAGAUAUAUUUUGAAUGCUAUAUUUGAAGUGGCUCGUGAGAUGGAGAAUAUCGAGAAGAACUCUCCCAGAAGUCAGAUAUUGAAGGGCUAUCUCAUGGCUACUCUCUUUUAUGAGCCUUCAACGAGGACUAGGCUGUCCUUUGAAUCCGCCAUGAAGCGGCUGGGCGGGGAAGUCUUGACAACAGAAAAUGCACGUGAGUUCUCAUCAGCCGCAAAAGGAGAGACACUUGAAGACACAAUAAGAACUGUUGAAGGAUAUUCGGAUAUCAUUGUCAUGAGGCACUUUGAGAGUGGUGCUGCCAGAAGAGCAGCGGCAACAGCUAGCAUUCCUGUCAUUAAUGCUGGUGAUGGUCCAGGACAACAUCCAACGCAGGCUCUUUUGGAUGUAUAUACAAUUGGAAGAGAGAUAGGCAAGCUGGAUGCCAUUACUGUGGGUCUGGUGGGAGAUCUUGCUAACGGAAGGACAGUUCGAUCACUGGCUUACUUACUUGCCAAGUACAGGGAUGUGAAGAUCUACUUUGUUGCUCCAGAUGUAGUGAAGAUGAAGGAUGACAUAAAAGACUAUCUUACAUCAAAGGGGGUCAAAUGGGAAGAAAGUGCAGACCUGAUGGAAGUGGCUUCUAAAUGUGACGUGGUCUAUCAGACGCGUAUCCAACGGGAAAGAUUCGGUGAGAGAACUCAUUUGUAUGAGGAAGCCCGAGGGAAGUACAUUGUGGAUAAGAAAGUGUUGAAUGUCAUGCAGGAGCAUGCUGUAAUCAUGCAUCCCCUCCCAAGGCUCGAUGAGAUAACUGUGGAUGUGGAUGCUGACCCAAGAGCUGCAUAUUUUAGACAAGCGAAGAAUGGUCUCUACAUUCGUAUGGCUCUUUUGAAGCUUUUACUUCUUGGCUGGUGAGGUCGUUGAUGACAUCCUCGAAAUUUUGGAAGCAUUUUGGCUGAUUGUGUACCGAAAAGAAUCUGCAGUUGGUGUACAAAAACCUGAUUUGGGAAAGAAAAGAAAAAGAAAAAAAAAUGAUCUAUUCUCCCAUCCAUGAGAAGAAGGACAAGGGGAAGGCGCAAAAAGGACAUGGGUGGGAGUAGUGAGAAAAGAUUUGAUGACCGACAGUUUAACUGAGGAUAUGGUAUGGUAGAAAGGGAUUUGUAUAGCUGUCCCCAGUUAAUUGGAAUAAGGCUUAGAUGAUGAUGAUCUAUUCUCCCAUCCCGCCUCCCCACAAGUAACCCUAGGUAAUUAGACCAAAACAGAUGGUCUUUUGAAUAAUGAGCUCACCUAAUGGUAUCUGUGGCCGUGCUCUAGAAUGUUAUGAUCCAUGCAUUCUAGAAAUUCAGCAACAAAAGAGGUCCAAUUCAGUAUUAA
Molecule: messenger RNA, 1998 nt
Organism: Magnolia sinica
Lineage: Eukaryota; Viridiplantae; Streptophyta; Magnoliopsida; Magnoliales; Magnoliaceae
Product: aspartate carbamoyltransferase 1, chloroplastic
Exons: 7
Coding region: 304-1539 (411 amino acids)
Biological process (GO): 'de novo' pyrimidine nucleobase biosynthetic process; amino acid metabolic process
Molecular function (GO): aspartate carbamoyltransferase activity; amino acid binding
Source: RefSeq, a predicted model, not a curated record